Molecule: messenger RNA, 600 nt
Organism: Grosmannia clavigera kw1407
Lineage: Eukaryota; Fungi; Ascomycota; Sordariomycetes; Ophiostomatales; Ophiostomataceae
Product: Rho GTPase
Exons: 6
Coding region: 1-600 (199 amino acids)
Biological process (GO): regulation of actin cytoskeleton organization; actin filament organization; establishment or maintenance of cell polarity
Cellular component (GO): cytoplasmic vesicle; cell projection; plasma membrane
Molecular function (GO): GTP binding; GTPase activity; protein kinase binding
Source: RefSeq, a predicted model, not a curated record
AUGGCCGCUCCCGGCGUUCAGUCCUUGAAGUGUGUCGUGACCGGCGAUGGUGCCGUCGGCAAGACAUGUCUCCUAAUCUCAUACACAACGAAUGCCUUCCCUGGCGAAUACAUCCCGACAGUGUUUGACAACUACUCAGCCAGUGUGAUGGUAGACGGGAAGCCCAUCAGCUUGGGCCUUUGGGAUACCGCCGGUCAAGAAGAUUACGACCGUCUGCGCCCACUGUCCUACCCCCAAACCGACGUUUUCCUUAUCUGUUUCUCAAUCGUCAGCCCGCCGUCGUUUGACAACGUCAAGGCAAAGUGGUUCCCCGAGAUCGACCACCAUGCUCCGAAUGUUCCCAUCAUCCUCGUUGGCACCAAGCUGGAUCUUCGCGAGGACCAGGCUACGCUCGAUUCGCUGCGCCAAAAGCGCAUGGAGCCCGUCUCGUACGACCAGGCUCUGAUCUGCGCAAAGGAGAUUCGUGCACACAAAUACCUCGAGUGCUCGGCUCUGACGCAGCGUAAUCUCAAGAGCGUCUUUGACGAGGCUAUCCGUGCCGUGCUCAACCCUCGGCCAGUCCAGCAAAAGCCGAAGAAGUCCAAGUGCACCGUCCUAUAA